AUGGAAUCAACAAUAACUAACAAGCUCAAGCCCCACGACAUAUCCUUCAUCGUCCCCAAUAGAUUGAUCGAUGCUGCGUAUCGAACUCUCCAAGCUGCGGGGUUCACACCCUGUCCUGAGAGCGAUGUCGAAGCUUGCGAACGCUUCCAAUGCCCCGAAGACGGAAUGAUACCAGCAAGACACUUUCAUAUCGAGAGCUACUGGAUUGUUCCCGCGCGUACAUACUACUUGAAGCUAUACGGGCACGCGGACACCCUUUUCUCGUUUCCGGAACCCACUCUGAAUGACCCGUCACGACAUAAGAAGUACUACAUGUCAACUAGGGAUGAACGCCUCCCUACACAAAUCGGGCCACUGCACGAUGAGACUUUGAUGCUAUACGUCGAGCUGAAUAAAAGAGCAUCCGGGGACCCUUACGAGCUGGAAAGAUAUAAGAUCAAGAUCCCGAACCUCACCAUGCUCAUUCACGCUCUCAUCCUCUUACGCUGCCGAGACGAGGGCUACAAUAGUCACUGUGAUGAUGAUUGGUAUCGGAUGCUCUCCUCUAUCCGUUGGUAUGUCAUCGAGCGGGGGAAAAUGCAGAUCGACAGGCUGGAAGCGGUCAUCCAGCCGAUUUGGGAUAAGCUAGAAAUACAGUACGGGAAUCUUUGGAUAAGAGCUCUGCGGAAGAAGCUUAGGAGGGAGGGCGUCCUGCCGCCUCCGUUCGUUGAUCGGGCCUGUAGGUGCUUCCGCGAAUUGGAUGAGUGA
Messenger RNA from Aspergillus welwitschiae, 747 nucleotides. RefSeq lists its product as uncharacterized. The record is from RefSeq and is a predicted model, not a curated record. The transcript has a single exon. Lineage: Eukaryota; Fungi; Ascomycota; Eurotiomycetes; Eurotiales; Aspergillaceae. Bases 1 to 747 code for a protein of 248 amino acids.